UGGGAGAAGCAGAAGUAGAAACGGGGAAGCGAGAUUAUGAAAUAGAGAUGCAAACGGAUGAGACAAGAUCAAAUGUCGUGCAGGUAAAAUUUGCACUUUCACCCUUUCUGUCUAAAACACUUCUAUUGUGUGCUGAUGUGAGUUAAUGCUGUGUACGCCAGCACCACCAGGCACACCUGACUUUGUAUGUGGUAAAAAGCGGUUCUUCAUGGCGUGCUGCGUCUUCCAAAUCAUCUGUAUUCUUAUCAUCCACCUGUGGCUCUCACCCCUAAUCAGCAGUAACACAAACGAAAGUGAUCUGGACUGUAUCCCUUCUAUCAUGGUGCCACGGAACACAGUGUGGAAAGCUCCUGUAAUGAAGUCCCUGACGAUCAACUGUACUGUAGACAGUGAAUCACACUGUUGGAAGAACAUAAAUGUCACAUGGUGUAGAAUUGAUGAUAAGAAUGAAUGCAGAGCUUUGAACCGCUCCAAUUACACCACAAACGAAUGGGAAAAAGUUAACAAAAAUAAAAGAUUGUUGUUCCUGAUUUUCCAUAACAUAUCCAUGAAGGAUGCAGGUCUUUACAGAUGUAGAAUAAAUUCACCGACACCCACUGUCAGCCAUUCUAUCAAUGUCACUGUGACAGAUUAUGUUCCAGAUUGUAACACUGACUCCAAAGUUGUAACCGUAGAAAACAAUACAACAAACAGUUCAAAUCCGAUUGUUGCAAAAAAGGAACCGCUACAGCCCUACGUGUACAUCUACAGUGGGAUUGGUGUGCUGCUGCUCGUAGUGGUUGUUGUGUCUGUAAUUGUCAUCUGGUGUCGAGGGCAGAAAAAAUCAAUUAAAGAAAAAAUACAUGAGAAUCAGUCCACAGCAACUCCAGUGGCUGAUCUUGCUCCACCCAUAUAUAAUCCCAGGGAGUCUCCACGUAGCAAAACCCAAACUCUUCCUGCCCAACUCAGUCCACCAACACCCUCUAUCUAUGACAUCCCUCCUGUAAGAGUGACAUCUCUAAGAGACCGAUCAUCAGCAGGAGGACAUCCUGUAAAUCGGGGAUCACCGAUUCGAUGCCACAACCGUGACACUGUGGAAACGGAGGAAGACGAGAAUCCUUUGAUAUAUGCCACCCUAAAUCAUGGGGCUGUGCCACAGAGACCUGUUAGAGUUGCUCAUGUACAGAUUGAGGCAUCAGAAUAUGCUGCCAUUAAAGUCACUUAACUCUAAGUCCUAAUGCUACAGAGAACUGACCAGAGGCCAGUUUUGUGUUUAUUUCCCUAACUGUUAAAGUCUGGGCUCAGAACUUUACUUAAGGAUUUUGCUGUAGGUCUAUUGGUUGACUGCAUAGGCAGCGUAGACCUAUUUGUUGACUAAAUUCUGUUUGUUCACAAUAUUCAUACAUCAGCUAUAUUGCUUGUGACAGCGUGCUCAGUGUGGAAUGAGGGCUAGUUGUCACUGAAACCAAUGUUCAUACCAGCCGUAACUAUGAUCCAUACCAAAUAAGACCAUGAGCCAUACCAAGCGAGAAUGUGAUCAAUACUAACCAGGACCGAACCAAGACUAAGGCCCAUAUCAACCAAGAACAUGAGAAUACCAACCUACGCAACACCAAGGCCUAUACCAGCAGAGCACAUGGAAAGGCCCAAGCCCAUACCAACUGAGAUCAAGACAAGCUUGAGAUGCAUACCAACUGAGAUCAAGACAAGACCAAGAUCCAUACCAACUGAGAUCAAGACCAAGACAAGACUAAGGCCCAUACCAACCAAGACCAAGAAAAGAUCCAGGCCCGUACUGACCAAGACCCAUACCGAACAGGAACCAAGGCAGGACCAACACAUAAUUAUCAUUUCCCAUGUUUAAGACUUAUUGUCAAGACCAAGACAAUAUGCAACAAAAUGUGAUAAGACCAAGGUCAGGACACAGUGAUCUCAAGAAAGCUCUUGGUCUUGAAACCAGUGUUGUAACUGGACAACUCUGGGUGUGAUUGAGCACAUAGAAAAGGGAACCAAAAACAUGGAUUUCCAAAUAUACUGAAAUUAUGUCUUGCUGUUUCAAAAAUACAUCUAAAUACUAUGUGAAAUGGAUGAUCAUGGUGAGGUUUAUGUCCCACAGACUUGGCUUCAAGGGGACAAAAAUACACAAAAUAGUUGGUAAUAAAGGAAAAAGCUUCCAUUCCAAGCCUA
This is a messenger RNA of Pangasianodon hypophthalmus (striped catfish), 2166 nucleotides long. RefSeq names its product B- and T-lymphocyte attenuator (gene btla). Bases 146 to 1204 code for a protein of 352 amino acids. The record is from RefSeq and is a predicted model, not a curated record. Gene Ontology annotation, cellular component: plasma membrane. The transcript has 6 exons. Gene Ontology annotation, molecular function: signaling receptor activity. Lineage: Eukaryota; Metazoa; Chordata; Actinopteri; Siluriformes; Pangasiidae. Gene Ontology annotation, biological process: immune response-regulating cell surface receptor signaling pathway.